CUAAAAUUAAUGUGUGUGUGCGUGUGUGUGCUGCGCGAUAAAAGUGUGCGUGAGUUUUUGCAAUCCGAUAAAAACCCAACCAAGUGUGUACGUAAUUUUUAUCUACUAAAUAACUAAAUAAAAUGUUGCUCUAAUUUUUAAUAAAUUAUUUAAAUAAAUAAUAUUUUAUUUAAAAUAUAUUAACGGUGGCAGUGUUAGUCCACGUGGUUAAUAAAAUACUGGAGUAUCAUCCGUACUAAGGCAUUUUAAAUUUCUAAAUCUAUAACAAAUUAACAAAACCGUCCACAACAUCAUGGAUCGGCGGAAAAUGUCAACAUCGGGAGAUUCCCUCUAUCAGAUACUAGAACUUCCCAAGACAGCAACUCCUGAAGAAAUUAAAAAAACUUAUAGAAAGUUGGCACUGAAAUAUCAUCCUGAUAAAAAUCCUAAUAAUCCAGAAGCUGCUGAGAAGUUUAAAGAAAUAAACAAAGCUCAUACAAUAUUAACAGAUUUAACAAAAAGAAAUAUUUAUGACAAUUAUGGAUCCUUUGGUCUUUAUGUUUCGGAACAAUUCGGCGAGGAAAAUGUCAAUACAUACUUUUUAAUGACUUCUGGAUGGUGCAAAGUCAUAUUUGGUGUAUGUGCAAUCCUAACGGGUUGUUACUGUUGUUGCUGUUUCUGUUGCUGUUGCAACUUCUGUUGCGGUAAAUGUAAACCCGUACCACCGGCAGACAGUGGAGACUAUCAUAAUUUACAGGGCCAGAAUUCAGGUGAUCCUGCUAAUUCAGACCAUGGUUUACGUAAGGGCGACGACAGUGAUGAAGAAGCGGUAACAAGCCAACCUACAAGUGGUGCAGCACAAGGUUCUGCUUCAAAUACUGUAUUCGCUAUGCCACCACCGCCAUCGACAACUGCUAACGAAAGUACGAAUUUAAACAGCGGGGGAGAACGCGUAGUUUAUACCACCACUACAAAUCCUUUCGCAGCAGCAACUGUAAAUCCAGUUACAAAUCCAUUUGCAGCAGGUGCAGACGCUACUGCAGCCUCUGCUGGUACCAAAUGGUAGUAAGGAAUCAAUAUAAAGAAAUAAUUAUUAAAAAUGAUUAUAAAAUUUGGACAUUAUAGAGGUCAUAAAAAAUUUGAAAAUUUUUAUUAGACAUCUGUCCUACUUAUUAAUUAUAUUAAUUGGACACUCGAUAAUAUAAAAGAAAUUCAUUAUAAUAACAAACAAUAAUAAUAAUAACAAAAACAAUAAUUAUAAUAAUUAUAACAACAUUCAAUUUAUAAUAUUUAAUAAUCAUUAAAUCGUAUUAUCAACGACACAAUUCAUAACUUGAAAGGAAAAUUAAAAUAAUAUUAAAUUUGUCAUUAAUAUAAAUAAAAUUAACGUGUAUAUUCAAAAACAAAUAGUCUAAAUUUGAAAAAAAUGAUUUAUUUAUAAAAUCAUUUUAUUAAAUUUAAAUCACGAUGGCAUUUAUUUUUUAAUUGAUAUUCAAAUUUUUUUUUAUUAGUAAUUAUUAUUAAUGGUGUGUUUGGACCCCCGCCUCGGCGCACUAGAGCGCCCGCCAUUUACCCGAGAAAAUUAAAAUUCAUAAUUCAAUUAUUAGAAAAAAAGUUAAUUACCAAUAAAAAAAUUUUAUAAAUUAUCUACUGCGCUAAUUGGGGGCACUGUCUGAGAAUAGUCUUAAAAAAUAUAUAAAUAAAAAUCGAUUUUAUCAUACGAUCUGUCUGCAGUAAAUGUGCGUGUGUAAAUUGUGUGCAUGUAGCAUAACAAAAUUGAUUUUUAUUAAUUAUUAUUAUUUCAAAAAGUAAGUAAAUAUUAUUACUUUUAGGUAUAAUACGUGACUUAUUAGUGAAAGUUAAUUAAUUUAUGGCAUACAUCUAUUAAAAAGUAAUGAUUGGUCAAAUUGAGAAUUGGUAUCUUAGAUACUGAUUUUUCAAGCCGAAAAUUGCAAAAGUUACUAACUUUUAUUUUAUAAAUUCGAUAUCACUGAUCAAUUAUUAGCUUAAAAUAUCAUUUAUUCAUCAUUAUAAAUAAAUUAACAAUAUACAUAAAUCGAAUAAGUGGUAAAUAAUAAAACGAAAAAUUAGUAUACUAGAUACUGAUUUUUUGCUCAUAAAAAUACCGAAAAUUUUUAACUCUUAUUUUAUAAAUUCUGUCCCAUUGACUAAUAAUUAAUAUAAAAUGUUAUUUAUUCGUUAUUAUAAAUUAAUUUAUCAUAUACAUAAAUCGAAUAAGGGGUAAAUUUUUAAAAUUUUUCUAUGUUUAUUUGAAUAGUGAUAAAUAACUGUAGAUACCAAAUUAUCGAUUCUUUUUUAUAUUAAUUUUACGAAAUUAGAAAUUUUGCUUUUCUAUGUGUAUCAAAUUUUGAUAUAAAUAAUUUUGUCAUAUAUAAUGAUCCUGGUUUGAUAUUAGUAUACAAAUAUACUAAUUUUGAGUCAAAAAUAAACUACAAACUAUUAAAAUUUUGAGCAUCAUUUUUUUCCGUGUAUAUGAUUAAUCAUAAUCAUACAUUAAGAUUCGCUUACUUGAAUUUCACUUUAAUCGAAAUAUUUGAUAAUUCAUACAUUGUUUUUUAUUGGUAAUUAACUUUUUUUCUAAUUAUUUAAUUAUGAAUUUUAAUUUUCCCGGGUAUGCGGGGGCACCCGAGUGAGCCGGGCGGAGGGUCCGAACACACCAGAAGUGUUCAUUUUUUUUUUAUUUUGAAAAACUGAUUAAUUUUUAAAUUAAAAAAUCAAUAAUCAAUUGAAGUUUAUUUAAGAAUUAAAAAUAUAUAUUAAGAUAAAUUAAUCGAUUGUUGUACUUAAAUUAUUUCGAGUGUUGUUUGAUUAUUGAAAUAUAUUUAUAAUUAUAUAUAUAAAUAUUAUAUAUUUUCUUUUUCAAGUAGAAAAGUAAGUUUGUAUCAGAUGAAUGUUAAUAAUCACAAACAAGAAAAAAAAAAUCUAACGCACUUAAAAUUGAGAGCUUAAUGAAAGCCACUAAUUAACAAUAAUUAUUAAUUGUUUAAUUGAAUUAUUUUGAUGAAAUUGAAUUUAAAAUAAUAAAACAAUGCCUAAGGUGCCAUUUUAAAUAAUAGUUUUCAUAUAAAAAAAAAAUAAAUAAAUAAACUUAUACACUUUUAUUUCCUAUUAACUUAUUAAUUUAUUUAUUUAAUUAAUUUGGCAUUUAUGUUAUUUAAGCAUUUAAUAUAUAUUUUAAUGAAUCGAUAUCCUUAGAUAGUUUAAUGAUAAUAAAUCUUUUUAAUUAAAAUGAGUGAUCCAUAUAUCCUUAUAAAUCCAAAAUAAUUAUAAUAAAAAUAUGAAAAUUAAAUAAAUUUAAAUUUAAAUAAAAAAAGACACUUCCAAUGCUUUUUAUCAGUGUGUUUAAAUAUAUAAUUAUUAUUUGCAUUGUUAUAUUUAAUAAUCAUAGACAAGUGUUUUAAUAAGAAAAAAAAAAAAAAAAAAAAAAAAUCAAACAA
This is a messenger RNA of Microplitis mediator, 3437 nucleotides long. Its product is annotated as dnaJ homolog subfamily C member 5-like. The transcript has 7 exons. Gene Ontology annotation, cellular component: type Is terminal bouton. Bases 293 to 1045 code for a protein of 250 amino acids. NCBI's taxonomy places the organism in Eukaryota, Metazoa, Arthropoda, Insecta, Hymenoptera, Braconidae. Gene Ontology annotation, biological process: regulation of neuromuscular synaptic transmission. The record is from RefSeq and is a predicted model, not a curated record.